Lolium perenne is the source of this 420-nucleotide messenger RNA. RefSeq lists its product as uncharacterized. The record is from RefSeq and is a predicted model, not a curated record. NCBI's taxonomy places the organism in Eukaryota, Viridiplantae, Streptophyta, Magnoliopsida, Poales, Poaceae.
AUGGAUGAAACAGAGGCGCGCAUGAUCCUGCGCCGAUGCAAGACCUUCACCAUCAUCAACAACGAGCUCUACAAGCACAUCAUCUCUGGAUUAUUUCAGCGGUGCGUCACUGCCGAAGAGGGACGCCAAAUCCUGCGCGACAUCCACGCAGGGGACUGCGGCCACCACGCGGGCGCACGCUUGAUAGUGGCCAAAGCCUUCCGACACGGCUUCUACUGGCCAACAACCCAUGCCGACGCAGUCGAACUCGUUCGUGUGUGCGUCGUAUGCCAGAAAUAUGCGAGCCAGUCGCACAUGCCAGGCUCAACACUGAAGACCAUCCUCCUCACCUGGCCGUUCGCCGUUUGGGGCAUGGAUAUGGUCGACCGGCUCAACGCCCUUCUUCCUGGUGUAUGGCGCAGGGGCUGUCAUGUCGACUGA